Molecule: messenger RNA, 1101 nt
Organism: Acyrthosiphon pisum (pea aphid)
Lineage: Eukaryota; Metazoa; Arthropoda; Insecta; Hemiptera; Aphididae
Product: putative serine/threonine-protein kinase clkA
Exons: 1
Coding region: 1-1101 (366 amino acids)
Molecular function (GO): nucleic acid binding; zinc ion binding
Source: RefSeq, a predicted model, not a curated record
AUGUCUGACAGAAUACCAUUUUACAAACCCAACAAAUUCUCCGGAGCAGUUCAUGAAAACAUUGACUCAUUUAUCCAGGAAUACAAUAAAGCAAUCUCUAUGAACGGUUGGUCAGGGGAACAAAAAAAAUCCUUCCUCGCCAUUUACCUUCAAAAUACAGCAUCGACAUUCCUGGACAAUUAUGAAAACAGCAACCCAGCCACCACCUGGGCACAAAUAGAAAAUGCUCUACGUUUAGAAUUCGAACCCACAGCACAAAACCACAUGUUGAGAACCAUGCUAGAAAAACGAAAACAACUAUCUGACGAAACAACCGCAUCAUACAUCAAUGAUGCAGAAAAUCUAUGCAAGAGAAUAGAUCCGAACAUGCCACAGACAGAGAUUGCACACACAAUCAUGAAAGGACUUAAACCAGAAAUUGCUAGAUAUGUAGGAAUAUUAGACAAUACUAGUUUAGAAGACCUAAAGAAAAACAUAAGAAAAUAUGAAUCUAUUGAAUUUAUGAUUAACGUGAAUACUACACAAUCUCGCGAUGAUAUCAGAGCUCAAAUCACUAAAGAACACGUAAAUGCCAUAGAAGAUAAUAAAACCAAAAAACAGAUGGAUUUAUUAACAACACAAAUAUCGAACUUAGAAUCUAUGAUGAAUAAUUUAAGCCAACAAAUUAACAACAACAACAACAAUUUCAAUAGUAACAACAAAGCCAACCUACCAAACUAUAACCAAUACCCUAAUCGAUCUCCACAAAAUUACCAACACAAUAAUCAACUAAACCACGACCAAUUAUAUAACAACAGAAAUAACAACUUUCCGCAACAAAGUCACAAUAGGUUCACUAAUCGCCCUAAUUUUAACAAUUUCAACAAAUUCAACAACAAUCGAAACAAUAUUCCACAAACACAAAACAAUGAUAACAAUCAAAACAAGAAACUAACGUAUAACAACUAUGAAAAAAGGACACAGUGUGAACACUGCAACAACUAUAAUCACACCAGUGCGGAAUGCAAAUGGAAAUUAACAUGUAACCUAUGCAACAAGAGAUAUCACACAGCCGAAACUUGCUACUCAAAAAAUACCAUGGCCAACCAAAAAAACCAAUAA